Molecule: messenger RNA, 5442 nt
Organism: Pungitius pungitius (ninespine stickleback)
Lineage: Eukaryota; Metazoa; Chordata; Actinopteri; Perciformes; Gasterosteidae
Gene: cnih2
Product: cornichon family AMPA receptor auxiliary protein 2
Exons: 5
Coding region: 1525-2037 (170 amino acids)
Biological process (GO): regulation of AMPA receptor activity; endoplasmic reticulum to Golgi vesicle-mediated transport
Cellular component (GO): endoplasmic reticulum membrane; dendrite; COPII-coated ER to Golgi transport vesicle
Source: RefSeq, a predicted model, not a curated record
GUGCGAUGCUAUUGGUUGCCCGUUAUAACAUCAAGGGUGAUAGAAAUAUUUCUCUCGCAGUCUAAGAAACAGAGGGUGAGACGGACAGACACAGUAGGCUAAGGAAACACAUUCAGGUGUGUUCUUAAAAUCUCUGGAAGUGAUCCAAAAGAGGACUAUAGGAAGGGAAAUAAAGAGGGGGCGACCAUGGAAAGGUGGACUAAUUAACCCAUGACUACCGAGAGCGAUGGACAUUUUUUCUUAAGAGCAGAAGAUAUUUCUAAAUCAGAAUAUAUGAGACUCAGCAUGUAGACAUUUAGCAGGUUUCGGUUUAAAUUUCCUCUUCCCCCCCCCCCUCACCCAGAAUUGAAUAAUUUAUCCUGCGCAUCAGCAGACAAAUCUCAAUGUUUUUGGAGAAAUCUGGGGAUGCGUCUGAGAGAAAGAUGCUCAGCAGAGAAUUCUGACAUGGUGACGAUCCAAAUUGAAAGAGACGAGGAAAGAGUGGACUGUUCAGUGGCAGACACAUCUCCAACAAGACACAGGUAUUCUCUACUCGAUAUUAAGAUUGGCAACGAUAUUAAUACGUCCUUACUCAAAUUAUUAUGAAUAUUGUACUCUUGUAUUUGCAAGUCCUCUUCAGUGUGUGAUAUUGCCGUUGUGAGGAUAAUCCGUUUCAUUCGAUCAUUUGAAAGUCGAUACCAGUGUCUGUUGCCUCUCAGUUUGGUACAUAUUAUUAUGUUUAAUAAUUAUUAAGUUAUUUAAUGAUACAAUUGUAUUCCAAAAUCACCAGAUAUUUGCAUUGGCAGAAUAUAAGUCUCAACUAUUUAAUGUGCAAAGCAAUAGCUUGUAUCUUAUCAAAUUAUUAGUUCCGUGCAGUGGUAAAUAAAUAUUUUCCUCCAAAAUCUUUGCUGUAAAAUAAUAUAUUACAAUUACAACUCACUGGUAAUCUGCAAACUAUAGUUGUUUACACCUGUGUUAAAUAGAUAAACAGAUAAAUUGAAAGCCAUACAACAAACUACUGAACUAUCACAAGCCACAACCAUCUGAGACAACAAUCCUCACUGUUAUCCAAAGACAGUCCUGUGCUUAAUAUCGACAAGAAUCCUGUGCUUCUGCUGUCAUAGCGUCAGUCAGACACUUUGGGGCUUGCGACACUGUGAAAAGCAGAAAUGUGUAGGCUUUGUCUAAAGAGAAACUACAUGGAGGAGGAGGAGGAGGAGACAGACAUCUUGCCUGUCAGAGGCUGAAAAAGGAGCAUUAGGCCAGUGACAAACAACUGUGGCUGUGAAAAGACUUCCUAUAUCAAAGCCAGCCCCCCCGCUGUCACAAAUACAACAGAGACAACAUGAGUGCAACCAGGAAAGCCAAGAUGAUUAUUGAUUUUUACUAAAACGGAGGGAUCUGCCCUCCUGGACGACACAGACUCCGCUUGCAUCGGAGGAGGAAACAGAAAAUAACCUCCACUAAAAAGGAGGCAGAACCAUAGCCAGAGAGAUAGAGAGCAAGGGAUUUCCCUUCCUCUCUCUCUCGACCCAUCUCGGCAUCAUGCUGGCAGACUCAGCCAUGGCAUUCACCUUCGCGGCCUUCUGCUACAUGCUCACCUUGGUGCUGUGCGCCGCUCUCAUCUUCUUCGUCAUAUGGCAGAUCAUUGCAUUUGACGAGCUUCGCACAGACUUCAAAAACCCCAUUGAUCAGAGCAAUCCCACGAGAGCGAGGGAAAGGAUUCUCAACAUCGAAAGAAUCUGCAACCUGCUCCGCAGGUUGGUGGUACCAGAGUACUCCAUCCACGGGCUCUUCUGCCUGAUGUUCAUGUGUGCCGGAGAGUGGGUCACGCUCGGACUAAACAUCCCGCUGCUCUUCUACCACCUCUGGAGGUUUCUCCACCGGCCGGCUGACGGCUCGGUGGUCAUGUACGACCCCGUCAGUGUGAUGAACGCCGACAUUCUCAAUUACUGCCAGAAGGAGUCCUGGUGUAAGCUGGGCUUUUAUCUACUCUCUUUCUUCUAUUAUCUCUACAGGUCAGUUCAAAUUCACAAUCUUCUCAAUGAAGUUGAGUGAAAUGAAUGCUUUUUAGAUGUGUUGCAAUGUUUGAUGAAGUUACUGCAAAAAAGCAGCACAAUUACUUUUUUCUCCCAAUGUUUCCGUCUUUUUUCGACCCCGGGUUAUUUCCUGCUGAAGUAUGGUCUACGCCUUGGUGAGCUUCUAACAGACAGGAUAUCUGAUGGAAUGAAAGGAUGUAUCUGUAAGUAGGACUAAGAGGAACAUAUGGGGACAUCAUUUCUUCCUCCACAUCCUUCUUAAUUACUGGCUUGGGUUUUCAAACGUUUGACCGUGGACAAAACGAGAAGAUCAAUCUGAGUGAUAACGUGCGCUCGAUCACACGGCUUUGACCCCGGAGACUGUCGUCAGACAUUUGGACAAAGUGUCGAAAGAUUGAAACUAAACAGAAAGAGGACACAGCAGGUGGUUUGCCUUUGACCAAUUACACAAAUUGACACUAUAUUUCUGAAGGGCUGGAGUUUUCCCUUGCUGCUCUUACUGAUCCAGUCGUCAACUCACUGUGAAACUCCUAUCUCUUAGGGGCGGGGAAACAAAAUGACGUGUGUAUUCGUUGAUUUUAAAUGUCCUAAAAGCAGGAUUGUUUUGGUAUCAUUCCAUGUAUUUACGCUGAUCGACACUUUACAUUUCACACCACUUUUCUUGAUUGGGUUAUAGAAUAACUAUGAUCAAGUUAAAAUGUAAGGGAGAAAUUCAAAGCACUGUAAGGAAUUCAGGGGACAAGACAGGGAAAAGACUACACAUCAUGUUCCUUGAUGCCAGCCUCGGCCCAAAGUUAAAUUUCACACUGUCACAAAAACAAAGAAUUAAUCUUAAAUUUGACUGCAAAGGUCAGUCCUUGUGUAAUCUGAAUUUAAAAUAAGUAUGUCCAUUGCUGUAUUAACAUAUUUUAUGCUACAACUUAGGUUCAUGCUUCCAAAGAGCUUCACGCUCAGACAUUUAAUGCCAAACGUUAAUGUCUGAAAAAAACACAUUGCACCAAAUGAAGUCAUUAACAGGAGUGAAAAGAAUAAAUGACGGCACAGUAUCUUAAUCUACAUGAAAAGGCACUGUCUUACAUCGACUUUAUCAUCCUGCCAGUAAUUUUGAACUACAGCUUAUUUAUUAUUUCCAGAUGAAACUCGUUUGCAUUUAUGCUGUAGUCCUUUUUGCUCAGCAACCUUACUCUGAUCCGAGGUAGAAUAUAUAAAUCGUAUGUACAAAAAGCAAUUAAAAACAGCAAACUAUCAAUGUGAUAUGAUUAAUAAGACAUAUCGAUGCCGUGUUAUUCAGUGUUUGUAACAACGUUGUUUGAAAAUGUCAGAUGAGACAAUAAUGACUCUUUGACGACUUUUUAGUUGAUUCAGGAGUGUAAAGACAUUGACAUUGUCAUUAUAAUACAUCUACACAAUCAUUCAGCUUAAUAAGGGACAGACGUAAGACGGUAAUGAUGCUGUUGACCAAGAUUUGUAAACAAAUGAAGCCUUUCCUCAGCUGGUGCUGCCUUUGCUAUCACAUGUUCAUUAUAUUGAUCUAUAAGUAGAUACGUGAUGGUUGAAAUGUGUAGUUUUAACAUCCAUAGACAAACAGAGUGUGAUGUUUUUCAUACGCCAGCUCCAUGUGUGGUAAACUGUGGUGAGAACGUCUUAAGCCUAAUGAGGAUGUUACUCAUUAUGUCAGAAAAUGUACUAAAAAUCACAACUCAACAUGAGCUUACAUGAUGAUUUGACAAUGGUUGUUUCACUUAUAUUGGUAUUCAUACUAAUACUGUUUCGUUACUCUCAUUCUUUAAAUGACAAAAUAUAUUCUGGAAAACUUAAAUACAGAACAAAAACUUUAAUAAUUCACAAACAUUUUAAAUUUUAGUAUGGUAAUUUGUCAAUGUAAACAUAUUUGUUACAGGUUAAACACAAUUUCAAUUGGAAGCAAUAACAGAUGCCAAUAUUAAUUGGGCAAUAGGGUCCGGCUGGAGGAGUAAUUUUGUUUGUGUGUUGUUAAUUAAUCCCAUGAAAGACUAAAACCAACAGUGUGUUCUUUACUUCUCUUUCUCGGGCAGCCCCAAAUAAAUUUGUUUUCUGCUAAGUGUAAAUCUUUACAAACGUUCUUCAAAGUCAAUAAGUGAUUAAAACAGACACUUGUUUAUUAGGAGACUAAAAGAGGAGCAAACAGAGCAUUUCUUGGGUCCUGUUUUCAGCAGCAGAUAUUAGCAGCAUAUUUGCGGCAUGAUCAUUUAUUCCCGGGAUUGAUUUUCAAAAGUGUUAAUAAUUAAGGAACUUUUCCCCUAGUGUAAACUAGUACUCAAUCACUUUGUUAACACGCACACUCAUUUCAGACUAUCAUUUUAUACAGGUCAUGAAAACAGCAUAUCACCUUUUGAUACUUCUAAUUAGUCCCUAUUCUGCAUUCAGGUUUUAGGGGCAUUCUUAGGACACAACGCCUUCAGAACAUACUCAACGGGCGCCUUGCUGUUCAACGGCAGGUUCUGUGUGUUGUACUGAUUGUUGUACAUGAACAAACUUUCUUUACGACAAAAACACAAGCCCCCAUUUUUGGAUGUUUGCAAAGACCGGGAAGGAAUGAAGGAGGGAGGCUUUGUAUGCUCAAUCGAACAAGUCUACACGGCAUAAUGUGGAUCAGGCUUUUGCUACACAUGCACUGUCGGUUUUGGUCUUUUUACGGGAUUAUUCACAACAAAAAAAUAAAUCUAUAAAUUAUCAGAAUGUUCAUUAUUGUCAAAUGAUGUUUAUGGAUCUGUAGUAUCUGCUUCAUACAGUGCAUUACAUAUGCUUUACCUUUUAAGACAAAUAUCACAGCUUAACUGCAAUAGAUGAUAAAAAGAAGUUUAGAAAACAUUGUUUGCUCUGUGACACUGCAGUAGUUGCAUUAAGAAUGAAUGAAAUGCCAAAUGUUAUAAAAGCUCAGCACAAUACACAGUUCUUAUAUCUAUCACAGUCAGUUUAAUGUCACUUUGGUACCAAUGAAAAGUUUCGAGAAAACUUGUGGGAUUAGAAUCUCCACCAAAUUGCAACAGCGCCGAAGCAACUUAUAGUCUGUUACGGUUCCCGAAGACACACAUUAGACAAUACAUACUGUGCCAAAUGAUGCUCCCAUGUAGGUAAUCAAGGACUCUAAAACCUCAAAACUUUGCCAACAUUGUGAGUGUAUGACAAUCACUAUUAAAGCACAGCAACAUGUGGAAAAAAGGAGAAAACAGCUCAGUUGAAUGUCAUCAUGUAGUUGCUCUAGACAAAGCAUUUUAGAAAACUGUAUUUAGGUAUAUCUAUUUGUAUCUGUCUUUUGUACAUUUAUCAUCAAUGUAUGCUACAGUAAAUUUGGUGGAUUACUUUACAUUUAUUAGGUUACUCUAUGAUGUACAGUUAAUAAAAAGCGAUUCUCAUGCCGUAUUCUAAUAAAACAGUAAUGCCA